This is a messenger RNA of Cavenderia fasciculata, 1401 nucleotides long. Its product is annotated as cyclopropane fatty acid synthase. The record is from RefSeq and is a predicted model, not a curated record. The transcript is spliced from 3 exons. Bases 1 to 1401 code for a protein of 466 amino acids. Lineage: Eukaryota; Evosea; Eumycetozoa; Acytosteliales; Cavenderiaceae.
AUGUUGAGUGUAUUAGUUCCAACCCCGAUAAGAUCAGCAUGUGCUUCAUCGCUUGUAUCAUGGGGACAUUCAUUUGUCUUUAAAAAUUUCCUACCAAAGAUCAAGACUGGUUGUAUUAUCGUCGAGAUCAAUGAUACCGAUUAUCCAUCCUAUUCUACCACUACCACCAAACCAAUGGUAUUUGGUGAUAUCAAUAGUCCAGAAUCAAACAAAUCAAAAAUGACCAUUACAAACUUGUACAGAUUUUUAACAAAACUUUUAUUUGGAGGUGAUAUAGGAUUCUCUGAAACUUAUAUUUUAGGCGACUUUGUAGUUGAUAAUUUAACAACUCUUAUAAAAUUAUUUAUUGAUAAUAGAAAUAAUAUGGAUCAAUUGGAUAGUAAAUGGGCAAUAUUUAAACAUGGAGCAGAUAGAAUAUUCCAUAUUCUUAAUAACAAUACUGUUGCCAAAUCCAAGGAAAACAUUAGAGCUCAUUAUGAUCUUUCCAAUGAUAUGUUUCAAUUGUUCCUUGACCCAACGAUGAGUUAUUCGUGUGCUGUCUUUGAUUCACCCGAACAAGACUUGGAAAGUGCCCAGAUGAACAAGAUCCGUAAAUUGAUUGACAAGGCUAAUCUUAAACCACACCACCAUCUCUUGGAGAUUGGGUCGGGCUGGGGUGCCUUGGCCAUCGAGGCUGUUCGUCGUACUGGAUGUCGUGUCACUACCAUCUCGUUGUCAAUCGAGCAGGUCAAUCUUGCCAAACUCAGAGUCAAGCAGGCUGGCCUAGAAGACAGAAUAGACGUCGUGUUGAUCGACUAUCGUAACGUCGCCGGCCAGUUUGACCGUAUCAUUUCAUGUGAGAUGCUCGAAGCUGUCGGACACGAACACUAUGACGAAUACUUUGCAUCGCUCGAAAAGCUUCUCAAGCCCGACGGUAUUGUCGUGUUGCAGUACAUCUCGUUUUGCGAUCAACGUUAUGAGACGUAUCGCAAGAGUUGUGACUUUAUCCAAAAAUAUAUAUUCCCAGGUGGAUUGUGUCCAUCCAACACGUCCCUCCUCGAAUCCAUGACACGUAGCUCUCAACUCAUGUUGGAGCAUCUCGAAAACUUUGGUCCCCACUAUGCCAUGACCCUCGCCCGUUGGCUCCAAACCUUUACCAACAACCGUGAAAAGAUCCUCUCGACCACUGGAUUUGACCAACAAUUUAUUCGAAUGUUUACCUAUUACUUUUGUUAUUGCGAGGCUGCCUUUGCUACCCGUACCAUCAACCUUAUUCAAAUGGUUCUAUCUCGUCCAUGUAAUUUAAAUUUACCAAUUUUCAACAAAGAUAUUAAUCAAAAUACUACUACUACUAUUGUAUCUGAUGACAGUGAUCAUGCAGAUAAUGCCAAUUCUUCACAAGUAGCUGAUCGUGCUUGUUAA